Molecule: messenger RNA, 591 nt
Organism: Auxenochlorella protothecoides
Lineage: Eukaryota; Viridiplantae; Chlorophyta; Trebouxiophyceae; Chlorellales; Chlorellaceae
Product: Homologous-pairing protein 2-like protein
Exons: 5
Coding region: 1-591 (196 amino acids)
Biological process (GO): meiotic joint molecule formation; meiotic strand invasion involved in reciprocal meiotic recombination; homologous chromosome pairing at meiosis
Cellular component (GO): DNA recombinase auxiliary factor complex; condensed nuclear chromosome
Molecular function (GO): double-stranded DNA binding; recombinase activator activity
Source: RefSeq, a predicted model, not a curated record
AUGCUGGCGUCGCAAGGAUUCAAGAAGGCCCAGGUUGAAAAGGCACUCAUGGCGCUCGCCGAGGCCGGGAAAAUUAGCUGCAAGGAGUUUGGGAAGCAGAAGCUCUUCAUUCCUUCUCAAGAGGGUCUCCCUGAGCUCGAUGCGGCGGAGAAGGACGCCAAACUCUCGAGGAUCAGCCAACUGCAGCAGAGCCGCAAGGAGUUUGAGGCCGAAAUCUCUGCUCAGCGAAAAGAGCUGGCUCAGCUGAACUCCGUCCUGACGGUGGAGGAGCUGCAGGCUCAGAUCGCCACUCGACUGCAACAGGUGCAGGAAGCCGAGACGAAACUGGCGGCGCAUCGGGGUGGUGGCAUUGUGGCCGUGUCUGCUGAAGACGUGGCAGCAGCGGAGCAGAGGUUUGCCACGGGACUGACCGCAUGGGAGAGGUAUCGCCGCAUGUUCCGCGACAUCUGGGACACGGUAUCAGAAAACCUGGAGGCGAAUCAGGCUGACGUCUUUGAGGACAUGGGAGUGGAGACAGAUGAAGCCAUCGGCGAGACCCUGGCAGCAUACCAGCACCUGCUUCCCGGCAGGAAAAAGGCCAAGGCCUGCUGA